Thamnophis sirtalis is the source of this 1250-nucleotide messenger RNA. The record is from RefSeq and is a predicted model, not a curated record. NCBI's taxonomy places the organism in Eukaryota, Metazoa, Chordata, Lepidosauria, Squamata, Natricidae.
UGACUGAAGGCUGAUGGUGGUUAGUGCUAGAUUGGGGAAAUCUGACUUCUGUCCUCCAGUUGUUAGGACAAAAGCAGGGAGAACCAGGGGCUCCUUCCCAAGGGCUUUGGGCUCCUGCCUCUUGACUGAUGCCUUCCAAGAAGAGGGAAUGCUUGCCAGGACUUUCCUUUGAUGCUCUCGCAUUUCCUUUUCAGUGGGUUUACUGAAGAAAUUACUGAUGCAGCAGCUUGGCAUGUCUGAGCAAGUGUCCCUUGAAGACUGGCAUCCUUUUUCUGACCAUGGAAGAGAUCUGUCAGGGCCCCUCGAGGAGAACAUUGUCAGGAGAGGACUUCAGUACUCAGAUAACAAUGACACUACCCUGUCCGGGCCUGGAAGGACACCCAUGGGGACAAAAACAAAUGACUUUGAACUUAGUUGUGAUAAAUGGCCUUCAAACGAAUUGGUCUCUCCAGGGGACCCUGUGUUGCACAGCAGGCAGUUGAUGGACCCCUUGAGGACAAACGCAGAACCCCCAGCCAAGGAACUGGAAGGAGGAGGAACCAGUGCUGCGGAUGAUGGUGGGGAGCACUUUUUUGAUGCUCAGGAAGCUCACAGUGAAGGGAACCCAUCAGAAGGUGGUGUGGUAGAUGGGAAGGAGGUAGAAGAGGUGCAGCUACGGAUCUCAGGAAAUUAUUUGAUCCUUGAUGGAUAUGGCACAGUACAGGAGAGCUCCACCGACGAAGAGGUCACUUCGCUGGUUCUACAGUGCACUGCAGACAGAAGCGCAACAGACUCUGCCCACCAGCAGCCCAGGUCUCGGGAUGACCAGCCUGUUACAGCCAGCUCACCAUUUGCAGAGGAAUUGCUGGCCUCCCACUGGCAAGCUGCCAAGGAAUCCAGUUCAGAUGCAUUAAGGGCUUCCUUCUCUGUCGAGUCGCGUACCCUGAUGAUGCGUUACAUCCAGAACAUAGAGGCCAGCCUUCAGCGUUUGAAGAUUCUGCUUUUAAAGAAAAACACAAGACUACAAUCUGAAAAUACUCUUUGGAAAGGAAAGUGCAAAAACCAACCAACCAACAAAAGGACAGCCACCAUAAGACAGAUCAAAUAUCCUGUAUUUUUAACUGAUCAUGUUUGAAUGUCUAAGGAAAAAAAAGAAUUUAUUGUUCUAAUUAUCCAGAUGUAUGUAUGUUUGUAAAAUAGCUCUUAUUAGCUGAUAAGGUUGUAUGUUUUUGGAACAAAAUAUUGAUCAUUAAAAAAAGUAUUGAGUUUUA